Molecule: messenger RNA, 6127 nt
Organism: Eupeodes corollae
Lineage: Eukaryota; Metazoa; Arthropoda; Insecta; Diptera; Syrphidae
Exons: 12
Coding region: 776-5890 (1704 amino acids)
Biological process (GO): membrane protein ectodomain proteolysis; Notch signaling pathway
Cellular component (GO): plasma membrane
Molecular function (GO): metalloendopeptidase activity
Source: RefSeq, a predicted model, not a curated record
UUAAAUACGAAACGGUUCGGUUGGUAUCUUUGCAACACGGUUCGUAAUUCAUUCGUCAUUUUGUUUUGGAUACAAAAAUAAAAAAAAAAAAACAAUCAAAAAGAUUUAUAGAUUCCAUGAAUAAAGGUUUUAAAUCUUAGUCCAACAACAAAACGGUGGUUCGUAUUCGUAUAGGUAGAAAUCCUUUAACUGAAAUCGAAAAGUGAUUGUGAAUUUAGAAAAUAAAACAAAAUAAUCAUCAGCAUAAAGAAAAUUUAACCUUAACAAAAAUGUACACUUAACGAAAGUGCGAUCGAGUUAAAUAUGUUCAACUCCUUAAAAUAGUAGAAAAAAUAAAGUUUCUUUGUAAUUUGUCUUUGACAGAUGUCAAUGUCAAUAGUUUCGCGUGUCAUUUAUCCAUCGCGUUACGUCAUCAACGUUGCUGUCAACUCUGACAAAUUUUGGCUUUGCUACUGCUCCGGGGGCAGUAGUAGAAGACCAUCAUCAGUUGCAGUAUUUUACCGCCGCAUCUGGUAAAAACACUGUGUUUUGGUAUGAGGUUGUCAUAUAUCCUUCCUCUUAUUUGAUUCAAAACCGGAAACAGCAUCAUCAGCCAUCGCAGUGCACUGCAGCGCCCAUCUCAACUCUCAAAAACAUCGCAUCAUAUCACACCACUGCCAUUGCUUUGUUUUUUGGUCGUCGGUCGUUGGUCGUGUGACAGUGACACACAACAACAAAAUCGUCCAGUGCCAGCAGGAUUGGGAGCAGCCGUAGCCGGAACCAGUGCAACGACAUCAUGAAUUGGAUACUUCUUGGUGUUAUUGUCCUAUUGGCGCACAAGGAGUAUGAUGGUAAUUUUUUCGGAAUGGCCAGUCCAUCGCCACUACGUUUGCCAGGACACACACAAAACCUUAGUCCUUUUAUAAGGCAUUGGGAGGCGGCAAAUUACGAUCGGGCACAAUUGCAUGCCGCUCAUCAAAAACACAUCGAACAAAAACGCCAUCGUAGAAAAAGAGAAUUACUCGCAGGCGAGUAUGGGCCAUCCCAUACCAUUAGACUAAGUUUUUUUGCCCACGAUAGAGAGUUUCGUCUUGUUUUGCGCCAGGAUCCGCUUUCUGUAUUUACACCAGAUGUCGAAAUCGAGAAUACCGUUGGACCAAUGGAUUAUGACAUCUCAAGGAUAUACACUGGUUCGUUAGAAGAUGACGAAAACUCUCACGUCCAUGCCAUACUCACAAGUGAUAAUCUCCUCGAUGGGACCAUCGAAACUAGUUCCGAACAAUUUUACGUAGAACCAUCGCAUCGAUAUUCAAAGGAUCUAUCAGUGUCCGGUAUCCAUUCGAUUGUGUAUAAGUUAAGCGAUGUGAACAUGCCGCUGUCGACAUCGUCGUCGGUCUCAUCGUCGUCGUCGUCGUCGUCGUCGUCAUCGUCGUCAUCCACAUCCUCCACAUCGUCAUCAUCAGCGUCGUCUGCAUCAACUGAUGCAAAGAAAUCGGCUGCUGAUUCAGCACCAGCAUCGGGAUCUGCAUCAUCGUCCUUGUCGUCGUCGUCGCAUACAGGAGCAGCAUCUGAACACUGUGCUAGUGAACGAUUACGACGCAGCAUGCUGCUGGAUGACUUAAAACGACGAAAACGAAUGCCUGAUGCCAAGUUGAAGCUCGAGGAAAUCUUCUCAAGCGUUGACAAUAGCAAUAAAGUCGAUAACUCAAAUGAUAUAUCGAUUUCGCAUAACCGCCGGAAGAGGUGGCUUCCGGAUGAGCAAAUCACAGAAGACAGAAAUCCAUCACUUCCACUCGAUCUGGAUGUACCAUACAACGAUGAUUAUAGUAUAUUAAGUCACGAUACAAGUAGCAGUAGUAGUAAUGAGGAUGUCUCUAGGACACUCUCGGCCGAUAUUAAUCGAAGCCCACCUAGGGAAAAGUUGCCCGACCAACAGGAAGUCACAUGGCACAAUAACGUGCCCAUCUACACAACUUCCUCCAAUCGCAAUCGCAACAUCAUUGUGAGCAACUAUGAUCCUAGUAGUGAUAUUAGUCAUAAUAAUAAUAAUUAUAAUAAUUUUAAUAAUACAAAUAAUUUCAAUGCAAAUAACAAUAUUCGAAAGACAUUUACCAAGCACAAGAAUAUCCUUGUGAGUAGUUUCAACAAUCGUAGUUUGGAUGAUUCUCUGGGAUCAUCGGUGUCCUCCGAUGGAAAUUUUAUAAAUAAUUUUUUCAAUACCAAUUGGACGACAAUGUUUGGAGGUAGUAGCAGCAGUGGCGGAAGUAGUGGCAGUGGCAGCGGCAUUGGUACGACAAAUGGUGGCUCAUCAUCGUCAUCACGUCCAAGUCAUAAGACACAUGUUGAAAUAAUAACCAAGAAUGGAGCGACCAAAAAGCCAAAUAUCAUCGUGAAUAACUACAAUCCAGAUGUGGUUAUGUCGCAGAAUUAUAAUGGAAUGAUGAGCAGUCGACCGUCAUCAUCAGCGGAUAUGCAUGAUCCUGGAAGUAAUGCUGCUGCACGAGCGAUGUACGAUAGGAAGAUAACGUGUAUGCUCUAUCUGCAAGCGGAUCAUACGUUCUUUCAGAAAAUGGGCUCGGAUGAGUCGAGCAUUGAGGCCAUCACCAGACAUGUUCAGAGGGCCAAUUCAAUUUACAAAAAUACCGAUUUUAAUGGCGAUGGCAAAGCUGAUAAUAUCACAUUUAUGAUAAAACGAAUUAAAGUUCAUAAUUCGAAUGCUGUUAAGGAUCCUGGAUAUCGAUUUCCUGGCAAUUAUGGGGUGGAAAAGUUUUUGGAGUUGUUUUCAGAGGAAGAUUAUGACGCAUUUUGUCUAGCGUAUAUGUUUACGUAUCGUGAUUUUGAAAUGGGAACUUUAGGACUUGCAUGGACGGGUGAUCUAAAGAACGCUGGAGGUGUAUGUGAAAAGAAUGGGCACUAUAGAGGUUCAUUGAAGUCACUUAAUACUGGAAUUGUGACUUUGCUAAACUAUGGAAAACACGUACCACCAGCUGUUUCACAUGUCACUUUGGCACACGAAAUCGGUCAUAACUUUGGAUCGCCGCACGACCCGGAGCAAUGCACGCCUGGUGGUGAGGAUGGGAACUACAUUAUGUUUGCCCGCGCCACCUCGGGUGACAAGCGUAAUAACAACAAAUUCUCUCCGUGUUCACUGAAAUCCAUCGAACCCGUCCUUAAUGCAAAGGCGCGCAGCGUCAAAGGCUGCUUUACCGAACCGCAGACGUCCAUUUGUGGCAACGGUGUCGUCGAACCGGGCGAACAAUGUGACUGUGGAUGGGAGGAGGACUGCAAGGACAGCUGCUGCUUCCCAAUGUCUCGGCACGCCAGACUCGACGAAAGGCCCUGCACGUUAACACCCCGCGCCAUGUGUAGUCCAUCACAGGGCCCUUGCUGCACCACCGAUUGCAAAUUGAAGUUCGGUGACAAGUGUCGCGAUGACAAUGGCUGCCGUGAUCCAAGUUUCUGUGACGGACGCAUGCCGCAAUGCCCGGCAUCGGUGAACAAACCUAACAAGACCAUCUGCAACAAGGAGUUCGUCUGCUACAUGGGCGAAUGCACGGGCAGCAUAUGCCUGGCGUACGGAUUAGAGUCCUGUCAGUGUAUACCUGGGCCAAACGACCCCAAGACAAAGUCUUGUGAGCUGUGCUGCAAGCAGCCGGGCGAGGGCCAGGCGUGUCGCAGCUCCUUCGAAUGGAACGAACCACCGUUUGACGUGCCAGAUAUGUUCGCUAAGCCCGGAACACCAUGUAACGAUUACAAUGGAUACUGUGACGUCUUCCAGAAAUGUCGUGAAGUUGAUCCUUCCGGUCCAUUGGCCACACUCCGCAAGCUGCUCUUGUCUGAAGAAAGCAUAGCAUCCUUCAAGAAGUGGAUACAAACAAAUUGGUACACAGUGGCCUUGGCCAUUGUCGGAGUUUUCCUCCUGCUGAUCCUCAGCACGAAAUUGCUAGCCAAGCGAUCCAACUUAAAACUAAAAUCGGUCACAAUAAUUCACAGUGCAACCACAGAAACGGUACGCUUGCCCGAAGACAACAACGGCGUGAUCGUGCACACGGCCGUCCGUACAAAAGUGCCCUUCAAGAAAAAGGUUCGCGGCGAACGAGCCGUCAAGACAAAACUAAUCAGCAACAAAACUGCUAAUGGUAUAGCAGCAGUAGCAGCAGCAGCAACUACCGCAACAAGCAGCAAUUCAAAACAACAUAAUCUCUUCAGCGGAAAACAACAACGCGAUGCCAUUCUCAAGAAGCCAACAAGGAAAAAGAAUCGUGUUGCCGCACCCUUACCAACCAAGACUGCACCAGCACCUCCAACUGCCACCGCCCCCAACAAUACCACCAUCACCGGUACUGAAGAGAAUAUCCCGCCUUUAUCGAAGCCGAUAAUUGAGACAAAAUCAAAAUCUAAAUCUAAAUUCAGCAAGAAACACAAGGAAAUCAUUGAUUAUUCGAAUGGCAGCCGACUGCCAUCUAGUGGACAUACGAACACCUUUGGAAAGGUGCACAAGUGGCUGCUGGAAUCACCGAUCGUGUCGCAGCCUCUAUCGCACAUUGAGCAUUCAUCAAAAGUCCGAAAAGUCAUGUCAAAGUCACAAUCAACGCCCGAACGACUUGUCCAGAAGUCACCUCAGAAGACUAAGUCGGUGGGCAAUCUGAGCAACGAAAAGGUUAAGCUUCAAGUUGUCUAUAAGCCUCCGUUUAAAUUCUCUCUGAGGCUCUCGAAGAACUCAGCUGUGAAAACGCAUGUGAUAGGAAGCGGCUUGAAGAAAAUAAACCGAAAGACUCGCUCUAGUGAUAAAAAGCGAGUCAAUGCCACUGCAAUAGCUCCAGACCGUCUGGGAAGUGAACGUGGCAAGAGAACCGCUUUCCUUCUGCGACAGAAUAUAGAGGAGGAGAAUCAAGUCCUGACCAACAGUGAACCCAACUAUGAGACUUUGAAUCCCAAGAACCCUCCAAUGAUUCCAGCGGACUGUUCCCCGCUGUAUGAGAACAUGCUGCCAGGGAUGGGUGAAGUCAAAGAUUCCAAACCCGGAACAUCAAAAACCUCGGGACGAAUGAGCUCGGGACACAUGAGUCGCAGUUCGAGCAACACAACGUUGAACGCUGUCCAGCCCCAGCCACACAGCUACAGCCGCAGCAAUUCCAUAUCAAACCAGUCCAAUGCUGCAGCAAAGCACCCAGCGAGUCGCAAGUACAGCGACAACUCCGUGCAUCUGAAUCGCAACUUCGGCAGCACCCAGAAUCUCAUCCACCCAAGCAGCAGUCAGACUAACCUCUCCAAGUCGAAGAAACGCAGCAGCCUCAAUCUCAAGACUUCUGCGUCAACUGCCGCCGCUGCGGGACACUUUCAGCCUCCAACAAAGCGCAGCACUUCCAAUCUGAACCUGCGCCGUGAAAACUCCGCAACCAAGGACACCGAAACACCGUCACCGCAACAACCACCGCCCUUGAAGCGCAGCUCCAGCAACAACACUCAGCCAGCAGGCCUUCCCCCGCCCCUCCUUCUACCCCCACAACGAGGCUCAAUAGCCCGAGGGAGCUUUAGCAACAUACCCCGAGCCAGUCUUAAUUUCCAGCGUCAAUCAUCUCAACCUAGUUGUAGCAACAAUACUAGUAGUAGUUUUAGCAAUCAUCAUCAUAGCAUAAGUAACAAUAGCCCCCACACUGCCACCUGUGAUGAAACCAGCAACAAGAUUCGUCCCUUCGACUGGACGCAAUCUUCUAGCGGUUCUAAUAGUCAUAACAGCAACAGUAGCAGCAGCAAUCAGGACAAAAUCAAAAGAGGCAGCCGUAAUAGUAGUGCAUCGCCCGGGCUGAUGCACCACCAACUUCAAAACCAUCAGCUUCACCAACAACAGCAACAACUGCCCUCUGACCUCGAGGUAAUGGUCUCAGAUGUAGAAAAUUUGGUUAGUUAGGAAUUAUUUAAAAUCUUUAUGUAAGAAUUUAUUAUUUUUACGAAUAUUAUAAUAUGUAACUGUAACUACGUAAGUUAAGUUUUUCUUUGGGGGGAAUUUUAUUGAGUUGAACUUUUGUUUCUAUUAACAAUCUUUGUAGGCACUGAUAAAGCAAUUUUUAGGAAGAUUAAAUAAAUGAUAAAUAAUUAAUUAUAUUAUACAUUAUGUACGACUACGAGUAAAUGCUUUGCAAACUGA